Molecule: messenger RNA, 1086 nt
Organism: Chelonus insularis
Lineage: Eukaryota; Metazoa; Arthropoda; Insecta; Hymenoptera; Braconidae
Product: pre-miRNA 5'-monophosphate methyltransferase
Exons: 3
Coding region: 346-1077 (243 amino acids)
Biological process (GO): negative regulation of pre-miRNA processing
Cellular component (GO): cytoplasm
Molecular function (GO): O-methyltransferase activity; RNA methyltransferase activity
Source: RefSeq, a predicted model, not a curated record
GAUCUUCAAAAUUUUUUUCUCUUUUUUUUUAAAACUCUUAAUAAAAUAAUAGAAAUUUCAGAGAAAAAAUAAGAUUGUGAAAAAUAAAGAAUUCUUCUAUCGGGUCAUAAUCGGUAAAGAGACAAAUACCGAUUUCUAAAGUCUACCGUGACCCCAAGGACCGUCAUCGAAGGCCACGGUUAUCUGGGUCGCGGACACGCGAAUUAUCCCGAGAUCCUUCCGCUCUUAGCAAAUCCUUCUCCCUCUACUGAUCAUGUUUCGUUCAUGCUCCCUUCGCUUGUGGUUCCAUUUGAGGUCUGAGGUCUGCUGUUGUCGAGGAUUGUCGAGAGAACUGAUGUCAUUGCCAUGUGCUCAGACAGGAAAAGGAAGAACGACAGAAAGGAUCCGGGCGCAAGUCGCUACGGAAGUUUUAUCAAUUACUACCAAUUUCAUCCCGUUGAUGAACGCGUUGGCCAGCUUCCGCGAGGCGUGUGGCGGUCUCAACAUCCGGACCGGAAAUAUAUCGCGCUUGAUGUUGGCUGUAAUGCUGGGAAUCUUACAUCUGCACUCAAGCAAUUCAUUAAGAACAAUCUUGAGCCAGACAUAGAUGUUCAUAUACUGGGCAUUGACCUAGAUUCAACACUCAUUGAAAGAGCACGUGAAAAUUAUCCUGAGCCCAAUGUCAAAUUUCAAUGUCUUGAUUUUUUUUCUAAAGAAAGUGAACAUGUUCUCACUGAGUAUCUUCAACAAUUUGAAAGAACACGAUUUGAUGUUGUUUUCUGUUUCUCAAUUACAAUGUGGAUACAUUUAAACCAUGGAGAUGAAGGUCUUAUUAAAUUUCUAGAAGACAUCUGCUUUUAUUCUGAAAUGGUCGUAAUUGAACCACAAUUAUGGAAGUGUUACAGAAACGCUUCAAGAAGAUUACGAAGAGCUGAUGAAGGUGAUUUUCCCUUGAUCAAUGAAUUAAAAAUGACUGGAGAUAUGGAACGACAUAUUGAAAGAAUUAUCUGUUGCGAUAAAUGCAAUUUUCAAAAGAUCAAUAUCACCAAAAAUAAUAAUUGGGGUCGAAAAUUAUUAAUAUUUCAAAGAAAGUCUUGACAAAUACAA